Molecule: messenger RNA, 352 nt
Organism: Episyrphus balteatus (marmalade hoverfly)
Lineage: Eukaryota; Metazoa; Arthropoda; Insecta; Diptera; Syrphidae
Exons: 1
Coding region: 150-317 (55 amino acids)
Source: RefSeq, a predicted model, not a curated record
AGUUUGUAUUUAUUUGCAAAAGUACAUAAAAAAGUAAAUUCCACUUAAAAUCCAACAAAUUCUAUCUACACAAAGAAACUAAAUAAAUAAUUUGUGUAAAAAAAAAAAUACAAACAAAAUAAUUAAAUUAUUAUUAAUUUAAUUAUACUAUGGACAAUUGUUGUGGCGGCGAACAAAGAGAUCAUUCAAUUAAAGAAAUGUUAAGGUCACUUAUUGACUCGAAAGUUAUAAAUGUUCAAUUGCUAACAAUUGCUAUUGGUGUAUUAUUUAUUGUUGUUAUGUUUAAGAAUAAAUAUAAAAUCAUUGCUGGAAGAUGAGAAAACUAAAAAAAAAACUAAUUUGUUUUAUUUUU